AUGUCCCCAGGGCUGAUGAUCCGUCCCUGGUCCGAGGGUCUCGAUGUCACCUUCAACGUGAGCCAGAGCCAGACCUGGCACCAGUAUGUGAGAGCCCUGAACCAGUUCCUGGAGCCCUACAACGACAGCGUCCAGGCGGCGCGCAACGCCGCGUGCCCGGCCGGCCGCUACAACGAGCAGCCGGACGACGGCGUCCCCAACUACCCGAAACGCGCGUGCCGCUUCAACCGCUCCCUGCUGGGGCCCUGCGCCGGCCUGGGCCCGCCCGGCGACUACGGCUACGGCAGCGGGCAGCCCUGCGUGCUGGUCAAGGUCAACCGGGUCAUCAACUUCUUCCCGGGGAGGAACAAGAGCAUCAACAUCGUCUGCGCCGCCAAGCGCGAGGAGGACGCGGCUCUGCUGGGACCCCUGCAGCUCUUCCCCCCGAACGGCUCCAUCGACCUCAUGUACUUCCCUUACUACGGAAAGAGAGUGCACGUGAACUACACCCAGCCCGUGGUCGCCGUGCGUUUCUCCAACGCCGCGGCCAACGUGGAGCACCACGUGGAGUGCCGGCUCCGCGCCGACGGCCUCGGCACCGACGACGAACGCGACAAAUUCGCCGGACGCGUCGCGUUCCGCCUGCGCAUCGACCGCGAGUGAUCCCGUCCCGUCCCAUCCCAAACCCAAACCCAAAACCAAAUCCGUGACCCAAAUCCAAACCCAAACCCAAAUCCAAACCCAAACCCAAAC
Molecule: messenger RNA, 732 nt
Organism: Cinclus cinclus
Lineage: Eukaryota; Metazoa; Chordata; Aves; Passeriformes; Cinclidae
Gene: ATP1B2
Product: ATPase Na+/K+ transporting subunit beta 2
Exons: 5
Coding region: 1-642 (213 amino acids)
Biological process (GO): sodium ion export across plasma membrane; intracellular potassium ion homeostasis; potassium ion import across plasma membrane
Cellular component (GO): sodium:potassium-exchanging ATPase complex
Molecular function (GO): ATPase activator activity
Source: RefSeq, a predicted model, not a curated record